CACAUCAGCACUCCUCUACAGAGCGCUCUGGUGUAAAGAGAAGAGCAAGGCUUUCAGAGGGGCUGACCAGGGUAUCAACUAGAGGGCAAAUAACAGCACCCCCUGCAAUCUAGCAAGGAGUGCAGAGAAUAUACACCAGAGAGCCAGACCAGGACUGUGCCUUUUUAUCUCUUAGAGAGCCCAGGAGAACCCUGAUCACAGAUUUGAAAGCUGUUUAGAAGAGGGUGGAUCUUUAUUGGUCAACAAACCACACUGAAUCUGUCUUCGCACCAGCUUUGACUGAACCACCUGCCCUGCUCAAUCUGAGCGCCUGCCCUGAAACUCUCCACAGCCCAUGGGAUUCCUGGAGUUGGACGGAUGAAGGAAAUCCAAGCAUAUCAGCGCCGCAUAAGAGUGAUCCAACCCCUUUUUAGGACCUUUGGACAGACUUGGUAGAUUUGUGAAUCUUGUUGAAAUCAAGCUGAUCAGCCUCCUCCCCCUGAUCUGGACAGGCCUUAGAUCAGAGAGAUGUCCACCAAGGCCCCUAUUUACCUGAAGCGCGGGAGCCGGCGAGGGAAGAAAGAGAAGCUCCGUGACGUCCUGUCCUCGGAUAUGAUCAGCCCUCCGCUGGGAGAUUUCCGGCACACCAUUCACAUCGGCAGCAGCGGCGGCGAGAGCGAUCUCUUCGGGGACCUGUCCUUCCUGCAGGGGAAAUUCCACCUGCUCCCGGGGAAGCAGGGCCACAGCCUGUCCCAGCGCUGCAACCAGUACGGGACGGCCUUCGAAUUCACCCGUACCGCCAGCGUCUGUGCACACCCGCCCCAGCGCGAGAACUCCUCCCCGCUCCUGAAGAACGCCCUCUCCCUGCCUGUGAUUGGGGGCGUCCAGGCCCUCUCCCUGCCUGCAGCCCAGCAGACCCCCCCUCCCAAACCACCUCGACUCCACCUGGAAUCCACCCAGCCUCCCACCACCUUCCCCGUCCCUCUGCUGCCCCAGUUCCCAACCCCUUCCCCGGACGAGAGCCCUUCUCAGAUUGGAGAGCCCCGCAGACCGGAGCAGAGACUAGCAGAGCCCCGAAUCGGACUCACCCCUGAGGACACCCCUCUGGAGGAACCGUUCCUGUCCCACGCAGGCUCCCUGCUGUCCCUGCACCUGGAUCUGGGCCCCUCCAUCCUGGACGACGUUCUUCAGAUUAUGGAUAAGCACCAAGUGAGCAGGAUCAAUGGGUCCCAGCUGCAUAAAUCCAGAACAGAGAUACUCAGCUGAGUGCCAGAGCCUGGAUCCAGCACCCCGCACCACACCGACAGCAAGGGCUUUGUUGGUUUUGGUUCCUGUCUUGCUGGUUUUCUAUAAAAUGCUGGAGGCAUUUCCUGUUUCCCCUCUUCUGUGGAACUGUACAUUGAAUACAAGAGAUCAAUGUCGCGGUCUUAGAUCUUAGAGACACAAAAGCAUUUGGUAGCACUCAAACUAAAUUGAACAUCAGAUUCAAAUUUUGUUGCAUUGUUGCAAAAUUCAUGUGGACAAUGUAUAUUUUUGCCUUAUAAAUAACUGGCCCUUUUUUAUACAUGUAUAUAAAAGAUUUUUUUGCAUAUGAAGCAUAUUGCAACAGAAGUAUUGGGCAGAUGGAUAAAAGCAAAGCAUGUGUUACUGCAGGACGACGCCCUCUUUCAUAGUGAUCAAACCCUGACACAGUGGAGGGUGCACAAUCAGGAGCCCUCACUGUCGGGGCACAGCGCACUCACACCCCUGGCUGCUCAUUACAUAUCCUGGUAUCCCUGAAUAGAGAGCUCCCCUCGUUUCAGAAUGCAGUGGAACUGCUCAAGCACAAUCAGUGCCGUGGUACCCCAGGGCUGACCAGCACAGCACAUGUGUUCAUGUAACCCUAAACUGUGCUCUUGCAAUACAGAGCAGGUCUAGAGCUCCACUGUUUCUCCCAGUAUCUCCCAGUACUUGUGGGGUGCUGCAUGCAGUUUGACGCAACUUUGUUUCAAGCAGUAAAAAAGAAAACAAAAAAGACUGGUAUAUUUCUUUAUAGAACCAGUAAAAGCAGCUUUGGAUUCCGAUACAGUGGAUGAGAGUCUUCCAGCUCUGUAGAGUUUCAGACAGCACUUGGUUACAGUUCUUGUUUUUGGUUGUGGACUGUGUUUCAGUACUCGGCUCGAUGCCACUCCUGCAGCCUGCCUGCAGUUUGACAGGCCUCUCAUGUAUUUCUGAAGAAUGACUGAGCCGAAUGUGCAGGAUUUACAUAAAACUGGAGCGUGUUAUAUUGUAACAUUAUAAUCUA
Messenger RNA from Polyodon spathula (Mississippi paddlefish), 2263 nucleotides. RefSeq names its product CDC42 effector protein (Rho GTPase binding) 2 (gene cdc42ep2). Lineage: Eukaryota; Metazoa; Chordata; Actinopteri; Acipenseriformes; Polyodontidae. The coding region runs from base 508 to 1245 and encodes 245 amino acids. The transcript is spliced from 2 exons. The record is from RefSeq and is a predicted model, not a curated record.